This is a messenger RNA of Diachasmimorpha longicaudata, 7958 nucleotides long. RefSeq names its product leukocyte tyrosine kinase receptor (gene Alk). Gene Ontology annotation, molecular function: transmembrane receptor protein tyrosine kinase activity; ATP binding; protein binding. Bases 826 to 5277 code for a protein of 1483 amino acids. Lineage: Eukaryota; Metazoa; Arthropoda; Insecta; Hymenoptera; Braconidae. Gene Ontology annotation, cellular component: plasma membrane; signaling receptor complex. The transcript has 14 exons. The record is from RefSeq and is a predicted model, not a curated record. Gene Ontology annotation, biological process: positive regulation of kinase activity; multicellular organism development; regulation of neuron differentiation.
GCACUCCAAAAUAUCCUCGGUUUUGAUACCGCGACGACGAAAACGUCGACCCAACAGCGUCACCAGACUCCAAAUGAUCCAAAGAGAUAAAAAAACAUUGCCAGAGUCGUGUUAAAUCUAUUUGGUAAGCGCACGAAAAGACGAUCAUUCCUCCAACUCAGUGAGUAGAAAAAGAAUAAUUUUCGUUGGAGGGGUUGUACUGUCGGUUCCUCUGGACCACAGUACAGCAUCCAUGUCAGUUGUAACCGGGUGGGUGAGCUUAUCCGGUCGUUGUAUGGGUGUGCGCAUCGAUCGAAUAUGCGUUUUCGUCAUGAGCUAUCUAUCCCAUUGGCUGUGAGAAUUCUAGUAUAACGUUUGGUACAUACGUGAAAACGAGAAAUGUAAUAUGCCAAUGCGCAACUUCGUGAAUCUCAACGAAAACGAGAUGAAAGGGAGAAAAUUAAUUACAUUUCCCUUAAACAUGUCCAAGUGAGUCAACACCAUAUGAUAGAUCAUCAUUAUUCUGAGACACUCGAAGCUGAUUCAACCCGCUACAUUAUUCACACUACAUUGUUAUGUUGGACCAGUGAAUUAAUAAAAAUAUUUUCAUCGCUAAAUUCGUAACUUGUGGAGUGCUGUGAUUCCGGCCAAAUCGACCCCUGAACAGGAAAAGUACGAGACCCAAUUAAUUCCUCAUUCACCCUGGCAGUUAAUUCAUCAACGUUGGAAUAAUCAUUCAGCUGAGAAAUAGCGAAUGAACUUAAACUGAGCCUCGAUAUGUCUCGUUGCCCUCAAUCACUUGUUCGAAAAGCGAUGGACUUACUCAAGUUAUAAACGGAAUUCAAAAUGGCCUUCGACGAAUUUUUGGUAAUUGUCUUCUGCGGUACAAUAGAGGCUAUUGGGUGUCGAAGGGAACACGGUGUGUCAUCCAGUGGACAAAGAUUUCUCCUCAAAUUAUUGCUAAUACUUUGCUGCGUCAUUGGUGCUCACUGUGCACCGCUCAGGGGCAUAAAGGAAUUGCAAACUGCUUUGCAUGAGGAUCGUGUACCACCACCAUUUCUUGGACACUGUGAUUUUGAAAGACCUUGUCGGUCAUGGACGCAUAGGCAACAUUUUCAAAAAAUAACACCUGGAGCUCGGAGAGAUGGAGUUCCCAAGACAGACGCCAAUGAUAAUCCGAAAGGACAUUUCUUAUGGUUGAGAGGACUCGGUGAAGGACAAAUAUGGUCCGUUACAAUUCCACCCACCGGGGCGCAAUGUUUCCUAGAAUUCGCCACCUAUCAAAUACAAAUGCAUGAUGGCGUAAUCAGACUCAUUAUUGAGACGAAUAAUGAUACUAGCUCUGUUGCCGCGGAGCGUUUCGGAAAUGAUGAUGCGAAAUGGAAUAUAACGAGACUCAAGCUCGGAGUCAUCAGUCAGCCAUAUCGGGUCGGCCUGGAGAUUGGUGCACCAGCGAAUGGGAGUAUCUCUAUUGACAAUAUUCGGUUGGACGACUGUUUUCCAGAGUCAAAGCCAUUGAAUACACGUAACAACUGCACGCCUGAUAUGUUCCGGUGUAAUAAUGGCUCGUGUCUGAAUAAAACGAGGGUUUGUGACUUGACUCCGGAUUGCUCCGAGGGCGAGGAUGAAAUACUAGAAUGCGAUAAGAUCCCAGAAACAGCGAAAUGCAAUUUUGAAAACGGAUGGUGCGGUUGGACAAACGCACCAGACAGCCCACUCAAGUGGAGCCUUCAUCGGGGAUCUACACCCUCCGAACGAACAGGUCCAAGUUACGAUCACACUUAUCGUAAUGACACUGGAACUUAUGCAUUUGUGAACUCUUCGAGGGGCAAUGGACUUGGGGACCGUGCAACGUUGAACAGUCCCAUAUUCAAUCCCACACCCCCAUACAGCAGCGAUCCCAAGAGUCCGUAUUAUCAGUCCUGUCAGGUGCGAUUUUUCUUCCAUCAGUAUGGUGCCUUCAGUGGCUCACUAGGAUUAUACCUCGUUCAGAUGAAACCGCAUCAGAAUCAGUCCCACAGAUUAUGGUGGAGUUAUGGAGAUCGCAGUGACAUUUGGUAUAAUCAUGCGCUCGCACUACCUGAAAUAAGAUACAAGUAUUUUCUGCAAUUCGAAGCGAGCAAGAGCUUCGCAGCGACGGCGGAUAUAGCCGUUGAUGACUUUUCAUUGAGCCCCGAGUGCUUCGGUAUUGGCGUACCACGGAAUGUAGUGGGCGAUUUCAAUUACUACAGUCCAGUUAUAGAGUCCGAGCAUCAAAUUAAACAACAUUUCGAUUUUAUGAAUGAAACAGUGAUCAGAGUAACGACUUGUGGCGCAGUUGGGAGAUACGGGCCAACGUUGAAUCAAUGCGCGAUGGAGUACAAUGGAUCUGAAUUAGAUUCUCAAGUAUUUCAUACAGCCUCGUCGACAAAUACGAGUCUUGAGGAAAUUUCAAAUUUUCACACAAUAGGACUGCAGAAGUGGAUAGUCCCUCGUGGUGGUUACUACACCCUAAUUGCCACCGGUGCCCGAGGUGGCCGUGGCUCCGGUGGAAUGGGAAGCACCCUGGGAGCCCUGGCUCGCGGAGUAAUAGAGCUGGAGAAAGGUCAAACUCUGUAUUUCCUCGUGGGCCAACCUGGUGCUGACGCGUGUACGAAAAGUCUCGGAAGGCAAAACCCCUGCACAUCAAUCACUGAUGGAAACGAAUCCCCUUCGGCGGGGAUGAGCUCCUUUAUCCGCGAAGUUAAGAAAAUAAAAUUAACCCACGGCGGUGGUGGUGGCGGUGGAGGAACCUUCAUCUUCACACUCAAACCCUCUGGCGAACUGGAGCCCAUUCUCAUAGCAGCUGGUGGUGGGGGCCUGGGAUUUGGAAAGUUCACAGAUGAUGGUAUCCAACAUGGCCAUCCCCCUUCCACCCAAAUGAACCAGAUCUAUGGUUUCGCCUUGACGGAAAAAGCUGGUGGAGCUGGUGGGGGCUGGAAUACUUCAUCCACAACUGACAUACGAUCCCAGGCAGUUGGUAAACCACUGACGAAGGGUGGACUGGGGGGCAAAGGCUGCCACGAACGUAACAAUUCCCUUGGGUUCGGGGACGGUGGCUUUGGUGGGGGUGGAGGUGGUUGCAGAACUGGUGGAGGAGGGGGUGGAUACAUCGGUGGAACAACUGGAGUUAAAAGCUCUGCAAAUGGCGAAGGGGGGUACAGCUAUGGAUAUUCUGAGCUGCUGCAUGUGUACUUCAAGGGGGGCUUGAACCCCGGACCAGGAGAGGUCUUCAUUAUUCCGGCCAUCAGUGGUUGUGGCUGUGAUUUUCGUUGUGUGGCUGUUGAUCGACAUUUGAGUGAGACCAGAUGCCUCUGUCCCCCUGGAUGGCAGCUGGGAAAUGACUCCAGGUCUUGUCUGGCUGAUGAAGUUGACAGUGCCCAUCAAACUUUCAUGAUCAUUUUAGUUGCUGUGUGCUUGACCAUGUUCUUCGCCUUCUCUGGUCUAUGUCUGAUACUUUAUAAUCGCUACCAGAAUCGGAAGGCGUUACAGGAACGCCGACAAAAUAUGUUCGGAAAUGGCACUGAACUGGCUGCUCUCCAAACACUUACGACUGAAAACAUGAUGACUGAAUUCAAUCCGAAUUACGAAUUCGCUGGCAAUUUGUACAGUAUUAAAGAUCUACCACAGAUCCCGAGGGAGACCAUCACGUGUGUCAAGCCCUUGGGUCAGGGGGCAUUUGGGGAGGUAUUCCAGGGGGUUUACAAGUUCCGGAGAAACGAGGAGGCACAGAUUGCCGUGAAGACACUGCCGACAGUUACGACAUCACAGGCUGCCGCUGAUUUCAUGAUGGAGGCACUCAUUAUGAGCAAGUUUGAUCAUCCGAAUAUUGUCAAGUUUAUUGGAAUCUCUUUCGACAAAAAUCCGAGGUAUAUUGUGCUGGAACUGUUGGCUGGAGGUGAUUUGAAGAACUUCUUAAGGGAGGAGAGACCGAGGUCGGAUAGAGCGACUAACUUGACGAUGAGAGAUCUUGUUGUUUGUGCUCAUGAUGUGGCGAGUGGGUGUAAAUAUAUGGAGGACGCGAGGUUUAUUCACCGAGAUAUUGCCGCAAGAAACUGCUUAUUGACCUGUAAGGGGCCAGGAAGGGUUGUCAAGAUUGCCGAUUUUGGAAUGGCGAGGGAUAUCUAUCGCAGCGAUUAUUAUAGAAAAGGAGGGAAAGCCAUGCUACCGAUCAAGUGGAUGCCACCUGAGAGCUUUUUGGAUGGUAUAUUCAGUACAAAGACCGAUGUUUGGGCGUUCGGUGUGCUGCUGUGGGAGAUCAUGUCAUUCGGUUAUAUGCCAUACACGGGUUGUGCAAAUAGGGAAGUAAUGUCGAUGGUAACGACGGGGGGAAGACUGGAGAAACCUGCAGGGUGUCCUGAUCCACUUUACGGUAUCAUGGCGAGAUGCUGGCAUCCCCGGCCUGAGGAUAGGCCAAGUUUCGCGACAAUUGUGGAGCGAUUGGGAUAUUGUCUUCAGGACCCAGACGUUAUUAAUCAUCCUAUGCCUAAUUACGAUAUUCUGCCGGAUUGUGAUCGAGAGAUCACUAUCAUGAGGCCAGAUCCAGAGGCGGAGUGCAUUAAUGUGAACAAUGAUCUGGACAGAUGUGGUUACAUGCAGCCGCGUUCCAACUUUCGACCCGCUGCUUAUCGGAUAGGAGUUGUUCCUGGUAUUGUCUACGCUUCACUGCGACAUUGUGACGACUUCGAGGGUGAAACUAUUCAGGAAACAACACUAGUGCAUCCGAAGGAACUAGAAGUACAAUCCGCAAAUACAAAGAGUACAACUCUCGUCGAUAAAGACUCACCUAUGAAUUUUAUCCACUUAAAUAAUGAGGAAAAUAUGAAACAUAAAUACGGAAGCAGCCUGAAUGAUAAAAAAGAUGAUUCGUCGAAUAGUGCACAAUGCAAUAAUAUCCCUCACAAACACAACUCGGCCAUCGGUGGCAGAGAAAAUUCUCACAAUGUUAACGGAGAGAGCAACAUAAUAUCUGAUACAAAUUCAGAUUCAAUAGCAGUCGCUCCACCAACGACACGACCUGAUACAGUCGCAUCUUCUCCCAACACGAGAAACUCAUCACCCAGUCACAGAGCGACGAGUCCUGAUAACGUAAAUGGACUUAUAAAAAAGAGUGCACUUAAAGCAGCACUGAGCCUUGAUCCAAGUGCACUCUAUCGUGGGACAAUCCCGUACGAGAAAAUUGCAUUUCCAUCGCCAGCAUCCGGCAAUACUGCAACUGUGGAAAUGAGACAGGAUUCUCUUGGCCACGAAUUACCACGAGAGGAAGAAUGCUCCUGCUGAAACUCGAUUCCUGGGGACUGACGUGACCGUUCCCAUUUCUACAGGCCCAAAAAAACCCCAAAAAGGUCCUGCUCAAUGCCAUCAAUAAGAUUAAAAUCUUAUGAUGAAAAGUGCAGCGUUACACGGUACUCGUCCGAAGAAACGCUCGUCUAAUAUUCACUGACGUGUUUCUAUAUUAUUUUUUACAUAAUGAGGCUGUAAUUUACAACCCUAUAGAUAAGUAUUUCCUAAUAGCCAAAGAAGGUUUUUUUGGAACUGUGAGGCUUUUAACAUCACAUCAACUGAGUACCUCGGAUUAAAUAUCACGAAGAAGGUAAUAUUUUAUGAUCAUAUUACUGCUGAAGAGCCGAACGUAAUUUGAUGCACUAGGGGUCUGCCAAUUUUGUUCAACCAAAAAAUUUAUUUAAGGUAUAUCCCUUAAAGAAACCCUCAGGAUGUUUAGUUUUUUUUUUGUCAAAUUAGAUUUUUUCCAAAGACAUACCUGAAUUUUAUGUUAAAUUCCGCUCCUUUUUUUAUCAAUUCACAAUAAAAUUGAUUGGUCAAUCAAACACCUUUUGGCAUUGAUAAUGCAAUCAGUGUUAAGAUAAAAAAAAUCGUACUUCCCCAGAGAAUAAUUAUUAAGGAUCUAUAGAUACAAAACUAAUGUGGAAAAACAGUAUUUCAUACGAAACUUGAAGCAUAAUAAGAAAGAUAGAUGUAUAUCUUCGUGUCUGAUAAAUAUACAUGUAGAUUCAAGUGAAUAUAAUGUAUGAAUAAACAAAAAUAAGUAAAAAAAACCUUAUGUACGCGAGUCGAUGGAACAUAUAACGUAGAAAUCUUCGGCGCAAACCCACUGUUAUAAGAAAUUUUAAUUUUAUAAAAUUGUUAUUUGUCGAGUGCGCCGUAUUAUUAAUUUAUCAGCGUUUUUAAAGUGGAAUAUCGGGGUAUAAAUAAUAAAUAAUUAAUGGGGUAAUGAUAAGUAAUAAAUUAGGCAACGAUUGUUGAUUUCGACCGGAAGCUUUAAGAUAAUACUCACAUCCUGUUUCUUAUUAAAUAGAAACGGACGAAGUACAGUGGUUAUUUAACAAUGUAAGCACCUCAUAGCUGGUUUAUCAUCGAGAAUAAGGGAAUCAGUGAUAACAUGUAUUUUCGAAUGGUGAGAAAGUUUGUGCAAUAUGCUCAUAUCGCUGUGCGAGUGACUUUGUCUUAUUUAGGGAGGGACUCAUCCAUUUCAGCGACGAUUCCAAAAAAAUUCAUUGUGCUAGAAGCCUCGUUGUAUUGUCGUAGCUGUACUGUUCAAUACUUCGAUUCUGAUUUUCUUUUUAAUAUUUCCUUCAAGAUCUGUUACUAGACAAAUUUGUCAUUUCUGAUAAGGGUACGCUUUGAUGAACUCCUCCCCAGGUGCACUAGAGCUAAUCAACACUCAGUGUAUUGUUUUUUCAUUGUCAUUUGCAUAUAAAUACAUUACACAGUAUUUAUCCAAUGCGACAAUGUUCUCCAGGGGACUUUGUAUUCUCUUAGCUGAAGAAUCGUCAGUUGUGAACUGAGUGUAAAUGUUGCCAAGGAUUUUUAUAUUAAUUUUUCACGCUUUUUAAUUAUCAUUACUUCAUUCUACUGAGAAAUCAACAUCUUUCACAACAAAAACAAAUGUCUAAAUUUCACAUACAUUCUGUAGACAUUGUUCAAACCCUAAAAACGUUUGAAUAAAAUGAUAUUUUAUGUGGAUUUCAACUAUGAGUCAAAAUGUUUCCUCCACCAUGCAGUUUAAAGUGAUCAGAGCUAUACGGGUCAGACAGAAUAGUAUGAGGGAACUCAAAAAACAAUAGGGAAUUUCCAUGAAGUUUCAUUAUUUUUAGUUUCCCUUUCACACAUUUUUCAGAUUAUAUGAAUAGCUAAAAUUUCACAUUCAUCAAUUAUUUUUUAAUUGUUCCUGAAACUAUGGAAUUUCUUUAUCAUUUCGGAUGAGUUCCAGUCUAUCAGUGAUCCUCUAAUUUUCUCAUCUCGUCAACAAAUCUCCAUAAGAUUUAAAGAUUAAUUGAAAUUGUAUUCCUUUGCUCCUUCAUUAAUUACUCAAUCAAUUACCGAAAAUAUGGUCGACAAUUGGCAGAUACGACCUUACAACUAAUGACUUAAGCAUAAACAAUGAUUGAUGAAAAAAUAAAUUUUAUACUUAAUGGAAACGUACGUAUUAUUCCAUAGGUGGUAGGUUCCAUUAUUAGCAGCUUAAAGGUGUAAUAUGCUCAUAAACAAACUGCUUUGUUCACUUUUAUUUCAUCUAGAAAAGUGAAAUUUAUACCCCCUCCACCCCGCAACAUCUACGACGGAACCAGUAAAUUGUGAAAAUAAAAAAAACAUCUGAAUGGAACAAUUGUAAUGAAACAAGCAAGGUAAAUGUCUCCAUGCGAUUAUUUGCUCAACAAUUCAUAUGCACAAAUAAUUUUUCAAUCUGUAUAAAUUAAUGAUGUGAAAUACAGGUAGAACUGAUACAUGAAGAUUUAUUCAUAAUUUUGUAUAGAAUUAUAAAAUCAAUACCAUGUACAAAGUAAUUCUGUGAUGUUCCAUAUUCUCUGAACUGUCUCAGAUGUAUCAAGAACGCAAAAUUGUCAUUGGAGCAAUGUGGAACUUGUAAUCAAGAAUCGAAUUGUUUGGAAAUGAGGUCACUAAUGUAUUUAAGAGAUGAAUAUUAUAUUUAUUUGUGAGGA